This is a messenger RNA of Leptopilina boulardi, 1182 nucleotides long. RefSeq names its product putative odorant receptor 92a. Gene Ontology annotation, biological process: detection of chemical stimulus involved in sensory perception of smell; sensory perception of smell. Bases 12 to 1133 code for a protein of 373 amino acids. Lineage: Eukaryota; Metazoa; Arthropoda; Insecta; Hymenoptera; Figitidae. Gene Ontology annotation, molecular function: odorant binding; olfactory receptor activity. The transcript has 6 exons. Gene Ontology annotation, cellular component: plasma membrane. The record is from RefSeq and is a predicted model, not a curated record.
AAUAAAAAGAAAUGUUUUCUCGACCAAUGGAAUAUUCUUUAAGAUUUCUUGGACUUUGGUCAGGCCAUAAUAAUAAUCUUUUUUACAUUUUUUUUAUAUUAUUAAAUAUUGUAACAGUGGGUUCACAAAUUUGGAAUGUCACUACUAUUUAUGAUAAUUUGGAAAUAUUUUCAUCGAAUAUUAGUAAUAUUAUAAUGGUUACGACGUUAUUUGUGAAAAUAAUAAUUUCAUGGAGGAAGCAAAGAUAUAUGAAGGAGGUUUUAGUCGAAAUGAUGGAUGAUUGGUGUCAAAUAAAAAAACCUGAACAAUUAUUAGUUAUGAAAAAUCAUGUGCAAUUUUCUCAUAAAUUUUUUGUUUGUACAUUAGUUAUGUAUAAUUUUACAAUACUAAUGUUUCCAAUUGUUGCACUACAAACAUAUUUUACCGAGUCUAAUGUGGAAAAUAGACGUUUACCAUUAUUGGUAAAAUUUCCUUUUCCUAUAAAAAAAUCACCAUUCUAUGAAAUUAUUUAUAUCUCGCAGGCUAUUCUUCUUAUUUUGGUUGGUAAUAUCUAUGUUGUCUUAGACUCAUCAUACGCAGCUAUGAUAAUGCAUGCUGCGACUAAACUUGAAAUUAUAAGAUUUGAAUUGGAAAAUUUUGUAAAUAAUGUCUUAAAAUUAGAGAAAAAAUCGACUAUAAAUAUUUUGUUUCAAAAGCAUCAUGAAGUAACACAAUUUGCAAUUAGAGUUGACGAAAUUUUUUCUCUACAGUUAUUUUUUAAUUUCUCAUUAUCGACACUCCAACUGUGUUUUAAUGGGUUUAUGUACUUAAUGAAUUUAUCUGAAAAUAAUCUCAAUAUGCUACUAAAAGAUACAUUCUUGUCAAUGUCUGUACUAACUCAACUUGGAAUUUAUUGCGCUUUGGGAGAAUAUCUUCAAUCUAAGUGUUAUUUGAUUGCUGAAUCAGCGUAUUUUAUUCCUUGGUAUGAAUUAAAAUACAAUGAUGCAAAAAUUAUCUUGAUGUUUAUACAAAGAGCUCAAAAACCAUCGACUAUUACAGCAGGAAAAUUUAUUGGUGUGUCGCAUGUCACUUUUUUAAAAAUGAUUAAAACUGGAGUGUCAUACCUAUCAGUACUUCGAGCAGCGAGAGUCUAAAUUGAAGAUGAAAAAGAAACUUUGAAAAUAGAUUACUUUUUUACCCAAA